Messenger RNA from Hordeum vulgare subsp. vulgare (domesticated barley), 733 nucleotides. RefSeq names its product glycine-rich protein DOT1-like. The coding region runs from base 72 to 611 and encodes 179 amino acids. The transcript has a single exon. The record is from RefSeq and is a predicted model, not a curated record. Lineage: Eukaryota; Viridiplantae; Streptophyta; Magnoliopsida; Poales; Poaceae.
UAGGGCACGGGGCAUCCACUACAAGCACAACACAAGACGAACCCAGACGGUAAGAGCUCAAGGAAGAUACCAUGGAGGGCGGCCGUAAGCAAUGGCAAGCGCAGCUGGCGGGGAUCGCGCUCGCGUUCCUCCUCUUCGCGCCUGCGUUGCUGCCGUGCGCGGGCGCCGAGGCCGACGGCGAGAAGGACGGGCUGGCGUCGCCUGGGAAGACUGUGCCGCCGGUUCCGCCUGGGUGGACCGGCGACUCGGGGUCCGCCCAGGGGUCCAGCCCUGACGGUUCCAGCUGGAAGUACGAGUGGGGAUGGGCUGCUGGGCCGGGUGGAAAGGGCUCCGGCUUCGGAUACGGUUACGGUGGUGGCAGCGGUGAUGCGGGCGGCGGGGGCGAAGGUGGUGGCAGUGGAAGAGGCGGUGGCGGAGGAAACGGAAGAACGUUUGGUCCACGCGAUCGGGGGUACGGUGGACAUUCCGGUGGCUAUGGUGGCAAUGGUGCUGGUGGUUAUAAUGGCGAAGGAGCGUUUGGCGGCGAAGAUGGUGGCGCUGGCUGGAACAAGCGCGGCGGAUUCCGGGGUGGACGGACGGAGAAGAAGCAGGACGGUGGCGGCAAAAACUGAAGCCGCCCGUACUUGUAUGGCUGUACCCUAUACGUAUGGUGUAUUCCCUCCUUCCUAAAUAGUUCUCUGUUCCUAAAUAAUUACUAGCAAAAGAGCCCGUGUGUUGCAACGGAAGAAAAUAA